GCAGCCUUUCACGGACAUAUACCGGGUUUUGCUGCGUGGGCGACGGAUGAGGCGCCGCGGAGUCAUCGGCUUCUGCGUCGUUUGUUUCUUCCUCUUCUUCGCCUCAUUAUCGCCUUUCGCAGUGUGAGCGGCCCCCCGGGGGCAAACUGUGGGCGGGCGUCGCAGCCAGCGGCCAUGUCGGGGUUCAAUCUGCUGCACCUGGUGACUAAGAGCCAGCCUGUGGCACUGCGGCCCUGUGGGCUCCCCUCAGGAGCAUGCCGACGUAAGAAGACGUGGCCAGUGGUCUUUUCUCACGAUGAGCUGAAGCGGCGCCUCACACCCAUCCAGUUCCACGUCACCCAGGAGAGAGGUACUGAGAGUGCCUUCAGAGGGGAGUUCACCGACCACAAGGAUGAUGGGAUCUAUACAUGUGUGGUGUGUGGAGCCCCUCUCUUCGAUUCUGAUAAGAAGUUUGACUCUGGAUCAGGAUGGCCCUCGUUUUACGACCUGAUCAAGGAGGAAUCUGUGACCCUGACAGAUGACUUCUCCCACGGCAUGCACAGAGUGGAGACAACCUGCAGUCAGUGUGGGGCUCACCUGGGACACCUCUUUGACGAUGGGCCCCGACCGACUGGGAAGCGCUACUGCAUCAACUCGGCUUCCCUGGCUUUCCAGCCGCGGGAGCAGGCUGCCCCCAGCCCAUCUGUGGCAGCAGAGCUGGGAGGGGCCGGCAAAGGUGCCCCCAGCAGUGCCACGGAGGGGGCGAUGGCCUCCAGUAAAACAGAGCUCUGAUUGUGACAGCUUGAGCCUCCUGACCUCUGUUGUCUCCAUGGACAUAUGGGCUUCCUGUCUCCAUCUCACCAUGGUCUCCCACUUUCCACAGACCCAACGCUGCAGAUGAGCUUCGCCACCCGUGUCGUCCCCCCCGACUCAAGGUCAUCGUUGAAUGACCCUUUGAUAUGAUUGCCUAUGUCCACUUCUGGCCACAAACACCCUUUGCCUUAAACACUUGUGGCGCUCCCCAGCGGAAGACACUUUGGGCUUCAGUGGUCUAAAACUAAACACCGUACUGUCUCCGUCAUUCUAAGCAACAAGUAUCGUUAACCUAAAUGCCCACAGGAUAGAUAGUCCCAGCCUAUACUUAACUGCUCUAAUAUCUUCCCUGCUAAUAUCUCCUUCCAAGACUCAGUCCAGCUAAAAAAGACUUGUGUUAUGUAAAGAAGACAGAUGUUUGCUGUUCUCCUUGUUAGGCACUAUUGAUUUUAAACAUUUUACAAAAGUUUUUAUAAUAUAUUCAUAGCUGUUAUUUUUUUCUUCAGAAAAAUAUAUUCCAGAGCUAUAUGUUGAGAAGUAAAUAUGUAUACUUUGUGACUAUAUUUUGACAUGGCAUUUGAUACUGCUAGUUGGAAAGUUGAAGAAAAACACUAUGCAAGUGCUUUGUAAUGAGCAUCAGGCUGAGACCAAAGCAUUCUUUCAAAUAGGAUGGAAGAGAUGACAUGUUUAGUCUGAACAAAGAUGAUCUUAAUGUGUGCGGGUGCGUUUUGCCUCCUGUGUCCAGUGCCUUUUGCUUCGAUUAAAUAUUUUUGUUUUGAUUCACUGGCAGUAUUGAGAAGUACUGCAAUUCAAUAAAACUU
Molecule: messenger RNA, 1613 nt
Organism: Scleropages formosus (Asian bonytongue)
Lineage: Eukaryota; Metazoa; Chordata; Actinopteri; Osteoglossiformes; Osteoglossidae
Gene: msrb3
Product: methionine sulfoxide reductase B3
Exons: 7
Coding region: 175-771 (198 amino acids)
Biological process (GO): response to oxidative stress; protein repair
Cellular component (GO): cytoplasm
Molecular function (GO): peptide-methionine (R)-S-oxide reductase activity
Source: RefSeq, a predicted model, not a curated record